Acanthoscelides obtectus is the source of this 1038-nucleotide messenger RNA. Lineage: Eukaryota; Metazoa; Arthropoda; Insecta; Coleoptera; Chrysomelidae. The record is from the annotation of a GenBank genome assembly.
AUGACUCUAGAUGUAAGCGAAGAAUUCAAGGAUGCAGCUGUUGAUUUGCUCUCUGGAGUUGUUGCUGGCACAGUAUACGUCUACGUAGGCCAACCACUAGAUACUUGCAAAACAAAGAUGCAGACAUUCCCCCACCUCUACAAAAACGGUUUGCAGUGUCUCCUAAAAACAGCAAGACACGACGGUCUGCGCGGGCUAUAUGCUGGAACUGGCCCAUCCCUUAUAACCAGCACCUCAGAGUACUCGAUACUGUUCUUCAGUUACGGUGGAGUGAAGAAAUUCCUCAAAUAUAUGAUGGGGGUGCCAUAUUCCCAACAUAUGAGCACUCUAUUCUACGCGACAGCAGGUUGUAUGUCCUCAUUCUUUUCAUCUUUGGCCAUUUGCCCCACGGAACUGGUCAAGUCUAGGGUACAAGUGCAAAAGGAAUUGGCGAAGUACAAGUUUGGAGGAAGGAAGGAGAUCACAGGACCGACGCAAGUGGUGUCGGAGAUACUUGAAAGAGAUGGAGUUCGAGGAAUGUUUAGAGGAUUGGGAGCGACUCUGGCGCGCGAGAUGCCUGGAUACUUUGUGUAUUUUUAUUCCUACGAAUACAUGAGGAAUACACUGAGGCGUCCAGAUCAGAAAAAGUAUGAAAUAGGUCCAGUGAAGACGAUGAUUGCGGGUUCAACAGCUGGAGGGAUGUUUUGGGCAAGCACUUUUCCAAUAGAUGUAAUUAAAUCAAGAAUACAAGUAUCAGCUACGAAGGAUAAUAUGUUUGUUGUGGGUUAUAAAAUACUAAGAGGAAAAAGGAUCAGUAAAGUAAAAACUUUACAAAGUGCCAUCAAGUACAUACGAGAAUUAGAAUUGAUGCUGCACACAAGCAACUAUGUGGAAUCCUACAGUCACUUCGAGGGUAAAUAUUUCUUUUGAAGAAGAGUUUCUCGUUCCUUCCUCAAACGUAAGUCUAGUCUAAAAUUGUAAAUGUUAAGUAUCUCAUCUAGUCUUUCUAGAUAUUGUAAGUAAAAAUGUUUUAAAAUAAAGAAUUUUUAUUGGAACAAA